Messenger RNA from Angiostrongylus costaricensis, 1746 nucleotides. NCBI's taxonomy places the organism in Eukaryota, Metazoa, Nematoda, Chromadorea, Rhabditida, Metastrongylidae. The record is from the annotation of a GenBank genome assembly.
AUGUCGUCGAUCGUUGAUGAUUCAGUGGCUAACGAAUUCAACUCAAAUGUAACCAUCGAUGAUUUGCAUAUCGUGUUACGGCAACACACUGAAGAUGAACCUGAACAAGACAAUGAAGAUUUGAUUUCGAGUAAAUUUUUGAAAGUUCCAGAAGAACAGCGUGGCUUAAGUUUUGCUGCAAGCGAUAUCAGUGGAAAGUGUAUAAAAAUGUUAUCAGAAAAAUUCAUCGCUGAAAAAGCGCUCGACAUUCUUCAUGAAUUCAUCUGCAACCGCGUCAACAACGAAACGAUGGAGAUAUCUUUGUUGGCACUAAAGGAAUUCCUGGUUGGCAACGAUCUUGAUGGUUUCGAGGAGUCAGAUUUCUCUGACAGAGUGAUCUCUGUAAAUGAAGGAGGUUAUUUUGUUAUCAGAAGACCUAAACUGAUUGCUAGUGAUGAUCCAUUACCCAAUACGGAGUAUUUUUGGUACAAUGGUGAUAACCAGGUGUCCUCGAACGCUUCGCAUUAUGUAACAUCUAGAGGAGAUCUGGGUACUUUGGAGUACAAGCUGGACUGCAAAGUAGACUCCUCGUCGGGAGUUUUGUUCGAUCAGAAAUCAUUGGUGAUGAACGUAAUUGAUAUACCGUUGUUAAAACCUUUGCCACGGGAAAUCCUUCAACCGUUGGGUUCAACAUUGACCAUUUCAUGCUCUCGGAAAAGGCGUCGAGAUGCUUCGUCUACUAUUCGAUGGUAUUUUAACGGCCGUGAAAUUGCAACAAAAAAGAGUAAACUAGUCGUGCAGGAGCUGUCGCAAGAAGACUAUGGUAUCUACCAGUGUGAGACAUCAAAUGACGCUGGAUCAAGUAUGAACACCAUAUGGGUGAAGGAGGGCAUGACUCCAGGUGGCGUUUCUGGAACAUGUAAGUUCUCGCGUUCAGAAGAUGAGCAGAUCGAGGAAGCUGUUUCUGAGACAGGUUUUGGUGCGCCAGUGAUCACUAUAUCACCGAAGGACGUAUCAUUUGUUGUUGGAUCAAAGACACUGAAAUUGCAAUGUACGGCCAUCGGUGUACCUACAACCGCGAUUACAUGGAGAUUCCACGAUGUUGACAUCACGUCUACUUCGGAGAAGUACGAUAUAACGGAGGAUGGGUUAGUCAUUCAUGAUUUGAAGAAGUCGGACAGCGGAAGGUACAGUUGCAUAGCGAAAAACAGCUUUGGAAUGACGAGUGCAACAGCAAGGGUGACAGCAACAGGAUCAAAUCUGAUUGAGUUCGGCCCAACAAAUCAGAGCGUGGUGAUUGGUACAAAUAUUGUGAUACCUUGCGAAGUUACCGCUGAUUAUGAGACCAAUGCCCACGUGAUGUGGUUCAUGAACGACGAACCAAUACCAGUGACAGGUAAUCCGAACCUACGUUUGAGUCGAAAAAAUAAUGGCGGCCUACUUAUACGGCAAGUCGGGCCUGAUAAUAUUGGAGAGUAUCGUUGUGUCGUGACAGCUGACGGAAAAGAAGAGAGCGCCUCUGCAUUCUUGCGAAUCAUUGAACGACCACAAAUGCCAACUUUCGUGCGUGCCGAAUUAAUUAACAGCACAAUACCAGCGAAAAUUCGUGUUUCUUGGGUUGAAGGUUUCGAUGGGAACUCUCCAAUCAUAAAGCACUCAGUGGAAAUGCGAACUCUUGGACCGACCCAGCUAUGGAGUGAUUGGGAGGUUGUGGUGGAUAACGUACCUAGUGAAGUUGGUGUUCUUUAUGCGUUAUACAAAAUUUAA